GUAUACUCAAUGUGUAGGGCACAUAGGUGUCUGUGUUUAUGUGUGUGCUAGGAGGAAUAUCAGAGUGAGCUGCAUACAGGUUAUGAGGCUUACACAAUGGGUGACCUCACAGACGCCGACAAGAAGAUAGUAGCGCUCUCAGCCGUGAUAGGCGCUGUAAAGACUGACCCCGGCCCUUUUUUGGACAGGUCCACCCUCUUUUCCGAGAAGGGGCUCUAUCGACAGGCCUUAGAGGACGCCAAGUCCGCGCUGAGGCUCGAACCCAAACACGUUCCGGCCCUAAUAGCUGCGGGAAGGGCGGCGCUAAAACUGAAACGGUUCGAAGAGAGUUACAAAUUUCUGAACGAGGGACUAACGCUAGAUUCGAAGAACGAGAAGAUAGUGGAGAGUCUGCGGUUACUCCAGGACGAGAUCGUAAGUGACUACGACGAGAGAGCGCAGGGGAUACCGGAGAAGACCUACAAGGCGGUGGAGCUGUGCUCGCAGGACGUUUACCCAGGAGAUGACGAACUGUACAAACACGAAGUAGAGAUCUUGCUUAAGAAGUACACAAUCGACAUAGCGGACAUUGUUAAACCAGCCGACGUGCCGCUGUCGAAGCGCAAAGAAGCAGCGUCGUUCGGCGUGAUGGCUUACAAUGCGCGGAGUGACGGGCGACUCGAGGAGGCGCUCCAGUGUUGUCACGUUGCUCUGGGAAAAGAUCCGGGCAACUAUCGUCUGCUGCACAUGCGCGCCAUGGUGUUUGAUGAUUUGGAAGAGCCUGCGCAUGCGCUGAAGAACCUCGUUAUGAUUCCAAAGCCGUUCCGGUUUGUGGAAGCAUGGAAGCUGGGAGGCAAGGCUUGUGUGACAACCCCGUCCUGCAUUCAGUCAUAUGUUGCAGGAAAGCUCCUACAGAAAUUGAAGCUCCCGGUAAUGUCGGAAUUCUGGCUGCGGAAGGCCACGGAAAUGGUGCCGGAAGCGGAUCGGAGGAAGGACCUCGAGGCGGCGAUGCUUUUCCAACAGGUGCGCGUGGACCGGAUAUACGGACCCCUCACAUACGAAUUUCCGGUCAAGGUGAAAUUCACGGACUACGGUCGGGCUGUAGUGGCCACCGAGUCGCUAAAACCAGAGGAGAACGCGUUUGACGACACACCAGUAGUCAUCGGUCAGUUGAUAAGCUGCAUCCAACAGCCGGCGUGCGGUCAUUGCGGAAACUCCAUGGUCACGGUGCAGCAGUUUUUCGGCCCCACGUUUGACUCACUUCCGGAAGAUUUGCAGACGUUCGCGAUCGGGCACUGGCCGGAUGUGAGGGGAGUCACGUGCAGCGGAUGUCAGAGGGAGCGCUACUGCAGCGAGAACUGCCGCCACGAGGCCUGGUACCGAUACCACCGCGUCAUGUGCCCUUUCGUGAACCCCGCGGCCGGCGACCUGUACGAGUUGAUAGAGAACAGGGGCCAGGGGCGGGACGAGAAGGGUAAGUGGAGCGACCUGUGGGUGUGUCAGUACAGCCCCAUCGUGCUGGCCAAGAUCUGGGCGAUGAUCGCGUCCGAGGCGAAACGGCUCAUGGAGGAGAGGGGCAUCACGGAGCCGGAUACGGAGAUCUGGGCGCGGGCAAAGAUGCCCUUCCGAAAAUUUAUUUCUUACGGUUCCAUGUCGGCGGCACAGAAGAUGCCGGAAAUCUUCAAGUUGAUGCAGCGGAUAUUCGAGGCGUGCGACGGGACCCUCAGCUACAAAAUCAGUGAGGCGGAGUUUGAGGCGCGCUAUUACCAGGCCACGUGCAAUCUGCAGGCGUUCGCCGCUUCCGUCACGCCCAAGACCGCCUUCAUGGACAACCUGGUGAAGACCGGGGACAUCCGGGCACUGCGCUUGCUGCGGUUCCUGGAGGAGAACGAUCGGUCGGCCGGAGUCUCUUUCGCUGGCAUGUUCCCGCUGCACGCCUGCCUCAACCACGCGUGUGACAACAACGUCUAUGUCAUGGACGGCUUUGUCAACGGCAAACCGGCGGUGCACGUGCGCGUACGACGUCACAUCCGACCGGGAGACGAGCUCUUCACAACGUACAUCGACACCGCCAUGCCCCGGAAGUUGCGUCGUGCGUGGCUCUGCAAGUCUUUCAACUUCUGGUGCAACUGCAGACGAUGUCAGUUCGAGGGCGACGAUAGCAGCACGUGCACCGAGUGCAAGAAGGCUGCUAGCGGCGACCGGAAUUUUCCCGGAUGCAGCCGCUGCCGGAAGGCGUGGUACUGCUCAACGGCGUGCCAGAAAAAGGCCUGGGCGCGCGGACACCGGGACAUUUGCAGCCUGGAGCACACCGCCGUGCAGAUGGGCGUCUCAGCCACCGGAAGUUAGACCACAUCCGGGACUUCACUUUCAACCAUCAUGGUUCACAGCAUAUCUGCAUUUUCAAGUAACCAAUGCAUUUAAUGAAAAUAUCAUAGCGACACUUCCGAGUUCAAUCACUGGAACGCAAAAUGAAAACGAGUCCGUUUUGCUGGCGCCGAAUUCUCAAACUUAGUUCAGCCUGAUUUUUGAAUAAAUGACCCAAGUCACUCAUCUCAUUGAUACAUAUUAGUUCUUUAAAGUUGAUGAUAUUGUAAAAAAAUACGUGUUAUUUAUUAUUUUCAAUAAAGGAUGUACUAUUUAUAAAAAGAGUUUUGAAGUCUGUUUUAAACGUACAAUUAAUGAGCUAAAGCCAUUCCCAGUAAGUAGGCUUCAUCAAUUUACGAGAAAUCAGGGAUAUCGUGCGUCUAUUGCACAACUCAUGUCUAAAAUGAUGAUACAAAGAAAGGACCUUUAAGAAUUCAGUAAAAUUAAUACUUGAUGUACAAGUUAUUAUUGUUGUUUGAAAUCGAGGUCUCGUUGACUUAUCAAGAAUUCUCUUGUAAUGAAAAUAUAAUAACAUGGCUUUGGGUGUCGAAUACUUAGCAAACCCCGCCAUAGGCUGGUCGUACGGCUAGCCACUGCCUUUCUAUAAUGGGACCGCUGUUUGUAUUAUACGUAUCUGUACAUUACACAAUUAUUUAUUUGCAAUUUUAUACAAGACAUGGUGGUAUUAAAAGAGCUAUUCGUGACUUGAGUAUCAUUUUUCUGUUUGAAUCAUGUGCACAAGAUGACAAAAUGAGUCUAUUAUUGUAUAUAAAUACGUGUGGUGCUUUCCUGAAAAUCCAAUGACCUUAAACACUGGACUCGUGCCUGGCCUGUACUCACGGUGUUUCAAUUUUCGCUGGUUAGUCUCCAUUAAGGUGGAUAAAAAGACACAAUUCUAUGUAGUUGUAUGCACUUACUUUUGUUGGAAACCAGACAAUCACCAACGGCUAAGUUAAUACGGGGGUAUUUGUGUUCAACAAGAAAGCACUGUUAUUUUUUACGAUAGGAGACUACAGCGGGAAACUGGCGCGAAAACGGAUUACAAUCAAAUAAAAGAAGUCAGAAAAAAACGUUAAAAACAAUGAUCUUUGAUUUGAGCAUGGCGCCGUCCUGACCGGAGUGUCAGCCACCGAAUGUUAGACCUCACGAAUUUGAAUAUCUUCAACUGUUUGAAGAAAAAUGGCACAAAGCUGGUUGUUGUCACAUGUAACAGUCAAUCAAAAUAUUUCCAUGAAUAUGUAAAAACGUUAGGUUUAGCAAUCACCUGCACAAUUUUGCAUGAUAAAUAAGAAAUAUUAAAGAUGAUCUCAAAGUUGUUAAAAGCAGCACUUUGUAAUUUCCUCCGUAUUUAUGAUCAUGUACAUAUAAUGGCAAAUAAAACAAUUGAAUGUACGCUAAGUCAUUUUCCUCUCAAUUGUUCUAUAAAGGAAUAAAUAAUUAA
Molecule: messenger RNA, 3787 nt
Organism: Dreissena polymorpha
Lineage: Eukaryota; Metazoa; Mollusca; Bivalvia; Myida; Dreissenidae
Exons: 6
Coding region: 97-2328 (743 amino acids)
Molecular function (GO): protein binding
Source: RefSeq, a predicted model, not a curated record